AAAGAGAGAGAGAGAAAAGAGAGAGAGAGAGAAGAGAGAGAGAGCGCCCGUUGUAGUUUCGUCUAAAGUCGUGAGUUCUGCCGAGUAUUUUUUUUCGGUUUCUGUUUGUGGGAUUUGGGGAUUUAGGGUUUGAAAGCGAGGGAGAUGACGCAGGGCAGUGGCAAUUACAGCAGUGGGGGCGGGACGGAUUUCCAUUUGCCCGAUGAGAUAUUGUCUGUUAUUCCAACGGAUCCAUAUGACCAGCUCGACUUGGCGCGAAAGAUCACGUCCAUGGCGAUUGCGUCUCGGGUGUCGAAGCUUGAAUCCGAGACGGGGCGGUUGCGGCAGAAGAUAUCGGAAAAGGACCGGCUGGUAUUUGAGUUGGAGGAGAAGGUAUCGCAGCUUCAACAGGCGCUUCAGGAAACGGAUGCACGGUUGAGGGUUUCUCUCGACGAAAAUAUGAAGCUGUUGAAGGAGCGAGAAUCUCUGAUUAUGACUUCAAAGAAACUGACCCGGGAUUUGGCAAAGUUGGAGACAUUCAAGAGGCAACUGAUGCAGUCACUCAGUGAUGAUAAUUCAUCUCAAACUGAAACUGUUGAUAUAGGAACAUGUGACCAAUCAGUUGCCAAAGUCUGUUCUGCAAAGGAAGAGGUGACAAAUGGGUAUACAGCACCACAUGUUGGCAGUGGUUCUAUGGAAAUGGUGAACCAAAAUGAAGAUGCCUCAAGGAAUGUUGGCCAGAGAUUCUCAAUGACUCCCUAUAUCACCCCGCGCUUUACUCCAACUGGAACUCCCUCAAUUGUUUCCACAAGUGGCUCCCCUAGGGGGUACUCUGCUGCUGGAUCUCCGAAAAGGGCCUCUGGUGUCACGUCUCCCACAAAAUCUCUGUAUGAGGGGAGGGCUGCAGCAUCACCUUGGUAUCCACCGAGUCAGCAGUCAUCUGCAGCUAACUCUCCACCUCGUGGCCGGCCAUUGCCAGCAAGGACACCACGGAUUGAUGGAAAAGAAUUCUUUCGACAAGCCAGGAAUCGUCUGUCAUACGAACAGUUCAGUGCAUUCCUAGCGAACAUCAAGGAACUAAAUGCUCAAAAGCAAUCUCGGGAGGAAACCUUAAGGAAAGCAGAAGAGAUAUUUGGUUCAGAUAAUAAGGAUCUUUACUUAUCAUUUCAAGGACUGCUCAAUCGUAACCCUCAUUAGAUAUACACACAUUUUUCAGAGAAGUUUCAUGAGGUUCUCCAGCAAAUGCGUUAAACGAACACUUAUCGUUACUUGGAUGCCACAGCUUGUGAACAUGCAAUGAAGAUUUAACUGCUGCCAUGAUGUUCCUCAAGUGUUUGGGCUCGCUGCCAUUGUGUACGGACAGGUGAGGAUGGGGCAUUACACUAAUAUUGAGUCAUUUAGAUGAUUAGAGAGCAAGAACAUGGUUGGUUUGAUGACUCCACUUGUUUGGGGUGUAUGCUUUGUUGUAAAUAAAUGGUUGGUUUCUUAUGUCCUCAAUGCCCUAUUUAAUUUGUUUUCAUAUAGACAACUUGUCAUGAAUUCACCUACCCUCGAGAGAUUUUUUUUUUUUCCUUUAUCUUGUUU
Messenger RNA from Nelumbo nucifera (sacred lotus), 1563 nucleotides. Its product is annotated as interactor of constitutive active ROPs protein. NCBI's taxonomy places the organism in Eukaryota, Viridiplantae, Streptophyta, Magnoliopsida, Proteales, Nelumbonaceae. The record is from RefSeq and is a predicted model, not a curated record.